Molecule: messenger RNA, 767 nt
Organism: Botrytis cinerea B05.10
Lineage: Eukaryota; Fungi; Ascomycota; Leotiomycetes; Helotiales; Sclerotiniaceae
Exons: 1
Coding region: 251-520 (89 amino acids)
Source: RefSeq, a predicted model, not a curated record
GACGCCAAAUGAACAAAAUCAACACCAAGUCCUCCUUCGCACUGGUAUCAAUCUUAUCAAGAACCACAAAAUCUACGCUGAGAAGGCUGUUUUAUUGUCUACACAUUAGAAAACCACUCUCAGAUUCCAGGUUGUGUUUACACAACAUAAUUUUCUCUCGAUUUCUAAAAUCCUCUCUCUCCUAUUGUUACAUUGCCUUUCAAACCCUCAGAAUUUCCUUGGUGAUUAUUCCAUCACCAGAACACUCACCAUGUGCCCAAGCUCUUCUCAACCUACCACUACUGCGACGACACAAAAGCCUGCUACAUCUACAGCAUACCAAAUCAUCGCAGAUCCCGCAAGGCAGAAGAAACGAGAUUGUUCGAAAUCUACAAAAAAAGAUUUGAUUUUCGAAUAUACGAUUCAUGGUGGACAUUCGCUUGAAGAGGGUAUCAAGGAGCUGGGAGAUGGAACAAGCAUGGUUGUUCUUUAUAAGCCAGCUAAGCAGGAACGGGAGCAGGAGAUGACUGGACAGGUAUAGAAUAUAAGGGGAUCCACAAAGAUGAGGUGGUGUAGAGAUUGUUUGUGGGUGGUGUUUGGGAGUUAUAGCAACUAUACUGAGUGUCAAGAGGGAAGAUAACAUUGCUCCUUUCAAACCAGCAGAAAGAAUUAUGCCCAAGAUACAGAAUUUGCUGAAAAUCAUCUGUGGUGGCGAUAAAAGUCAUAUCUUGUGACACCAAGGACGAUGAAUAUGCAAAAUGUAUACAUACCUCGUAUAAAUCAGCUCA